AUGAGCACACAUAGUUCACAUCAACGAACACAAAAAGGAAAGAACCCAUUUAAAGGUAUGGAGUGCGGAAAGAGCUUCUCUUUCAAUGCAAAACUUAGAACACACCAGCGGACUCACAGAGAGAGAAAACAUUUUAAGUGCAGGGAGUAUGGGAAGAACUUCAGUCAGAGUGGACACCUUAAAUUGCACAAACGGAUUCACACAGGGGAGAAACCAUUUACAUGUCUGGAGUGUGGAAAGAGCUUCAGUCAGAGUAGACACCAUAGAAGACAUCAACAGACUCACACAGGGGAGAAACCAUUUAAAUGUAUCGAGUGUGGAAAGAGUUUCCGUUGUAAUACAAGCCUUAGAUCACAUCAACGGACUCAUACAGGGGAGAAACCAUAUAAAUGUAUUGAGUGUGAAAAGAGUUUUAGUAAUAGUGGAAACCUUAGGAAACAUCAACGGACUCACACAGGGGAGAAACCAUUUAAAUGUGUGGAGUGUGGGAAGUGCUUCAGUUUCAGUGCAAACCUUAGACAACAUCAACGGACUCACACAGAAGAGAAACCAUUUAAAUGCAUGGAGUGUGGAAAGAGCUUUAGUGAUAGUGGAAGCCUUAGAUCACAUCAACGGAAUCACACAGGGGAGAAACCAUAUGAAUGUAUGGAGUGUGGAAAAAGCUUCAGUCAGAGUGCACACCUUAAAAUACAUCAACGGACACACACAGGGGAGAAACCAUAUAAAUGUAUCGAGUGUGGAAACAGCUUUAGUAAAAGUGGAAACCUUAGGAAACAUCAACGGACUCACACAGGGGAGAAACCAUAUAAAUGUAUCGAGUGUGGAAAGAGCUUUAGUGAUAAUGGAAACCUUAGGAAACAUCAACGGACUCACACAGGGGAGAAACCAUUUAAAUGUGUGGAGUGUGGGAAGUGCUUCAGUUUCAGUGCAAACCUUAGACAACAUCAACGGACUCACACAGAAGAGAAACCAUUUAAAUGUUUGGAGUGUGGAAAGAGCUUCAGUCAGAGUGGAAAUCUUAGAAAACAUCAGCGGACACACACGGGGGAGAAACCAUAUAAAUGUAUCGAGUGUGGAAAAAGCUUUAGUGAUACUGCAAGCCUUAGGACACAUCAACGGACUCACACAGAAGAGAAACCAUUUACAUGUAUGGAGUGUGGAAAGAGCUUCAGUCAGAGUGGAAAUCUUAGAAAACAUCAGCGGACACACACGAGAGAAACCAUUUAA
This is a messenger RNA of Podarcis lilfordi (Lilford's wall lizard), 1227 nucleotides long. The record is from the annotation of a GenBank genome assembly. Lineage: Eukaryota; Metazoa; Chordata; Lepidosauria; Squamata; Lacertidae.